UCUGUAGCCAACUCAAGUCUCUUGAGUUUUGGGUGGCCAGUGGCUUCUGUUGGGAACUACGAGGAGUUGGUGACUGGAGAGCAGGCUAAGCCACUGACAGAGACAAAGUGGGGCUCAAAACGGAUGCAUCUGCUGGGAUCCUUAGGAGAUGAUUCCGCCUUGUCCAGCGUGGGCCUUCCAACUUUGGCCACGUCCCCCACAGAGCGUGGGGGAAGACUGAUAGGAAGUGAGCUCAUGAGUCAGAAGGUUUUGCCUUCAGUGGACCUCACUUUCCCAUUAAAACUUGGCUCCCCUCAUGUGGUUGGUGUCAAGGCUUUGCUGCCCCCUAAGAUCCCGGUCCGAGGUCCUUGGCGGGGAAGGGCCUCCACCUCCUUUGACAGAGGCCGUCCGCAAAGCCUCAAGGGUGCUGCCCGCUCUCGAUCGUUCUCUCCUCCUGCCAAACGUCCCCGCUGGCAUCGUGCUCGGUCUCAGUCUCCAAGGCCUGCCUGGAGGCCCAGCUCGGCCAAGGCAAAUGCCUCGGCCGAGCCUCCACCUCCGUUGCCACAGAGAAAAAAUGGAGUGAGCAGGCAGUUUUACAGACCGGGGACUCUAGCCACCAGAUCACGGACACUCAAGGCACCUGGAAGGAUGGACGUCAGAAAGCCAUGGAGUCCUUACGGCUUGGUGUCGACUGCUAUUUCCUCACCCACAGCCCAGGAAAUCAAUGACCGGUUCUUGCAGGCUCUGGCCGAAAGCUCUGCCGAGAGGGCUGUGAUUGAGAUGUCUCCCUACCAGCGAGAGCUGGCGCGCCUUCGUCUCGAGCGCCUGCGGGUGGAAGAGGCCUGGUUGCUGGAGUUGAAGAGGCAGCAGGAGCUGGAACGGACCCGAGGCCCCAGAGCCAAAUGCUGAGCCUGUUUAAGAAAGACCUGGAGAA
Pogona vitticeps (central bearded dragon) is the source of this 913-nucleotide messenger RNA. The record is from RefSeq and is a predicted model, not a curated record. NCBI's taxonomy places the organism in Eukaryota, Metazoa, Chordata, Lepidosauria, Squamata, Agamidae.